This is a messenger RNA of Linepithema humile (Argentine ant), 896 nucleotides long. Its product is annotated as GSK3-beta interaction protein. Gene Ontology annotation, cellular component: cytoplasm. Gene Ontology annotation, molecular function: kinase regulator activity; protein kinase A binding. The record is from RefSeq and is a predicted model, not a curated record. NCBI's taxonomy places the organism in Eukaryota, Metazoa, Arthropoda, Insecta, Hymenoptera, Formicidae. Gene Ontology annotation, biological process: regulation of canonical Wnt signaling pathway.
AUCAUGUGCUCCUGUUAACAAGCUCCUAUUACAUCAUGUGUUCCUGUUAACAAUUUCAUAAAAUCCCGGUUAAAAUGGCGCAUAAGAAAGGAGACAGAAAUGCGCAUGUGUACGGUAUCCCUCUCUCGUGCUACUUGCUGCAGCAUCUCAAAUCUGGCGUUACUAGUUCCGAUCAGCUGACAUAAUAUUAGAUUAGGUUAGAUUAGCUGGAGAGAAGACAAACUAAAGUUAUAAAUGACUAGAAGAAAUCGCAUUUGCAUAUCUCAGCUAUUUGCCGGCAUGCCUCCAGAAUAAGUUACUGUGUCUCUCGUGAUCUAUUUGAUUCUUGGAAGUGUGAUAUGCAAGACGAGAACAGGGAUCGAUUGCUGGACAAGGAACAGUGGCGGUUGGAGGCGCAGGCGGUGAUCAAUGAUGUAAGAAAACACGUGCAGGAUCUGAAGGUGUCCGAGCGACUGCAAAGCACCAACCAGGUGAUCUACUUGAAUCUGACUACACUGGAGGGUCUACGGUUUUGCGUGGAACUGUCAGCCGCCGGCUUCACUAUCGUCGGCAACCGGCACGACGAUACGUCGAACGUGGGUAACGAGUGCUUUGAGACACCCUACAGCCUGCUAGAUUUCAUUAGUCCGCAGUACAGGAACUCCUUCGGCAAUUCUCUGCUGGAUAAGCUAAAGCAGCUGAGUGAACAACAAUAAACUUGUCUGAAGUGAAAUGCGUAUAUGAGGACAUUGCGUAUUUCUAUUGACGUAGGUUAGAAUUGCAGUUAAUUAAAUUAUUUUUAAAUGUCUGUAUUACAUAUCAAUAUAUACUAUGAUGUUUGAAUGAAGAACUGCAUUGUUCUUUCUGAUUAUAUUGGUAAAAUUAAAUUUAAAAAACAUCUUCCAACUGUUUGCAUA